Ornithodoros turicata is the source of this 785-nucleotide messenger RNA. RefSeq lists its product as uncharacterized. The record is from RefSeq and is a predicted model, not a curated record. NCBI's taxonomy places the organism in Eukaryota, Metazoa, Arthropoda, Arachnida, Ixodida, Argasidae. The transcript is spliced from 4 exons. The coding region runs from base 39 to 605 and encodes 188 amino acids.
CAGUCGACGUAUCAUGCUGUGUGGGGGCGCUCUUGAACAUGUACGGGGGCGGGGCACUAAAGGGAUUUAAGGAGAUGCUGUGCUUGCCGCUGCAGAGUCGACCGGGAGCGUUGGCGCAGGUGAGUCGAAGUGACCAGGACUGUGCUCGUUCCGCCGUCCACGUGGAGGUCACGGAAGGCUUAGGUUCCCCAGUUCUGAUUAGAGUCCACUUCGCAACGAGUCUUACAGUAUCUGCUAUCAGACAAAGUCUGAUGCCUCCUCGCGCACGUGAUCUCAACCAGCGGACAGCUCGAUUCCCGCAAGCUAUGCAAGGCGUCCGUCUGACGGUCCCGUUCUCCAUCUUGGACAGCUCCUUCGGACAUCGAUCGUCGCUCAGCUGCUACUUGGACGGCAGUCUUCUCGGAUGGGUCUCGGGGAACAAGUGGAGAAGCCAGUCCCGUCGACUUUGCGGUGCGGACCCAGGCCCCGUUACGGUCCCGCUCCGCGGAGAGCCACCUCUUUCGGAAGGGGAAGCUGUGUCCCACAUGCAACGACGUGGCAACCCAACAGGAUCAGAUCUGAGGCUGCCAGGUGACGUAGACGUGUCAACGGCUUUAAAGACUUAGCCUUCUGUCUUCGCCUGGACCUACUUUGGGAGCCCCCAGAGGGCGUUAUCUUGUACGUUCCUGACUAGCUCUGAACAUCUCUGUCCAUCGAACCAAACAUUGGAAGUUACAAUAAUACAACAAAUGAAAUCAUGACAAUAAAAAUUCACAGACGUUACACACGAUCAUAAUUAAACGAUA